GGGGAGCUGGAGGGUUUGAUUUUGCCGACUUGUUUAGUGGAGGUGGCGGUGGCUUUCCAGGCGGAUUCCCGGGUGGAGGAGCACAUUUUGCUGACAUAUUCGGUGCCAUGGGAGGCGGUGGCAUGGGUGGUGGCUUUCCAGGCGGAGCUAGUUUCAGCUUCGGUAGAGCCCAGUUGGUUCUUUGAUUUCGAGAUGGACGACGAUGAGUAUUUUCAGAAACAGGAGCAGGAGCGAUCACAGCGCCGAGCUGCACUCGAGAAGUUUGCUGAGGAGCAGCGGGAGAAGCGCAGGCACGCGAAAGAGGCUUUCCAGGCUGACAAGCUGAAGCGCCAGCAGGAGAAACCCCAGAAUAACCAUAGGAAAAAUCUGCGCAAGAAUAUUCUCAAGUUGGUCGACAAAGAAGCGCCAGAGUUGAAAAGGGACGAAUUGGAAGACCAGCUCGAGCGCAUCAGCAUCGAAGAUAUGGACUGCUUGUGGUUAGCGGUAAGUGACAGGGGCGAUCGAACUGUUUCCGAUUGUAUCGUCGACGCGAUGAGGGAAUUCGGCUUUCCAAUCACAGCGCCGAAGACGAAGAAAGGCAAGAAGGGGCAAGGUGCAGGUGCUGCUGCAGGCGCGAAGCCUGCUGCCAAGGCCAAGACCAAGAACCUGCACCUCCACCGCCGGCCCACGAGGCUGCGCCAGCAUCGAGGAAGGAUGAGCCGCCUGCUGCGGCUGCCAAAGCAGCUGCUGCAGCUGCGGCGGAGGUCGCCUCGUGCAGCAGCGAUGCUCCUCGGGUGCCCCAUCGAGGCGCCAGCAGGGCCGGCGGGGCGGCAGCGAAGAGCAAGCCGACGGCUGGCGAGGAGAGGUCAGCGGGUGGCACCCGGCCGAUUCAGAGUGAUGCUCUCACAUCAGAAGGCGUCACGGCCGAGUGCAAAGCACCAGCUGCUGUGGGUAAGCCUCCCGACGCACCUGACCAGGAGGCUGCAGACGGGGUUCACUCCGAGACAGCUCGAGCUACUCGUGUUUUUGUCGAGAAAGACAUCUACAGUGCUGAUGUGCAACACGGAGCAGAUUCUGAAGAU
This is a messenger RNA of Prorocentrum cordatum, 1061 nucleotides long. NCBI's taxonomy places the organism in Eukaryota, Dinophyceae, Prorocentrales, Prorocentraceae. The record is from the annotation of a GenBank genome assembly.